This is a messenger RNA of Penicillium olsonii, 2130 nucleotides long. Lineage: Eukaryota; Fungi; Ascomycota; Eurotiomycetes; Eurotiales; Aspergillaceae. The record is from the annotation of a GenBank genome assembly.
AUGGAAGCUAUCAAGAAAGCGUUUGAAGCAAGCAAGACACAGCAACGCGUUGCACUGAUCACUUAUGUGACAGCCGGAUUUCCCACAGUAACUGACACCCCCAGCAUCAUGCUCGCCAUGCAAGCUGGUGGCGCAGACAUUAUUGAGCUCGGGAUUCCCUUCAGCGAUCCGAUGCUAGACGGACCAACUAUUCAACGCUCCAAUGCUCGAGCCCUCGAGAAUGGUGUCCGGAUCCCCACCAUAUUACAAAUGGUCAAGUCAGCCCGCAAUCAGGGUCUUAAGGUCCCCGUUUUGUUGGUGGGCUACUGCAAUUCUAUCUACGAAUACGCGUUCGGGGAAGAGAAGCUUCUGCGAGACUGCAAAGCUGCCGGGGUGGAUGGGUUCAUCAUGAUGGAUUUCCCGGACGAUGAGGCUGUGCGGUUUAGCAACUCGUGCAAAGCCAAAGGGCUAUCUUACAUCCCCCUCAUCGCCCCGACCACCUCAGACACCCGCAUGGAGAAGCUUUGCAGCUCUGCUACCUCAUUUGUCUACGUUCUCUCCCGCGUGGCGCCUGACGAGGCCCAGGAGGAUUUGGAUGAUGGACUGAGCAAUCUUCUGGAUCGUGUCCACAAGUUCAAUGGAGACGAUAUCCCAGCAGCUGUUGAUUUCGACAUCAGUACCCAUGAGCAGUUCAUGGAAGUUGCUUGUCUCGCCGAAGGUGUGGUGAUCAGCAGCUUUAUUGUCUCUGUUCUGGAAGUGGCACUCCAAGGCACCGGUUCGCAGUGUGUGAAAGAAUACUGCCUCAACGCUGCUGGACGCGCCGAAGCUAGCAUCAUCAUACCUGAACGGCAACGUGUUCGACAAAUCAUAUCUCCAACCACCGUCUACCUUGCCAGUGACGAUGGAGCCAACGACAUUGAAGGAGAAUCUGAAGAGAUGCCGGAAAUCAGGGUGGAAUCAGGCGCCAACUUCCGCUGGGGCGAAUUUGGAGGUCAAUACGUUCCAGGAUCGCUGAUGCCCUGCCUCGACGAGCUUGAAACGGCCUGGGAUGCCGCAAACGCCGAUCCAGCCUUCUGGGCCGAAAUCGGCUCCCAUGCCGGCUACAUCAACCGACCAUCUUCCCUUCACGAAGCCCCCAGGUUGACGGAUCAUAUCGGUGGUGCCCGUGUUUGGUUGAAGCGCGAGGAUCUCAACCACACUGGAAGCCAUAAAGCCAACAAUGCCCUAGGUCAGAUCAUCCUAGCCCGCCGCCUCGGCAAAACAUCCAUCAUCGCCGAAACUGGCGCUGGCCAGCAUGGUAUCGCCAUGGCUACCCUGUGCGCCCAGUUCGGGCUUAAGUGUACCAUCUUCAUGGGAUCCGAGGAUCAUGAGCGCGAAGCUCCCAAUGUUUGCCGCAUGCGCAUCCUCGGCGCAGAAGUCAUCCCAGUCGAUGGCCCCGACGGUAAAGGAAACCUUCGCCAUGCAAUUAACCAGGCAUUCCGGACCUGGGUCACGGAUCAGGAAACGACCCAUUACGCCAUUGGCUCAGUCAUCGGUCCGUGGCCUUGUCCGAUUAUAGUCCGCUCGUUCCAAUCUGUCAUUGGCACGGAGACCCGGGCUCAAUUCCAGACUAUGAAUGGGAAACUACCUGAUGCUGUUAUUGCCUGCGUGGGCGGGGGAUCGAAUGCCGCGGGCAUGUUUCAUGCAUUCCUGAAGGAUUCGAGCGUUCGCUUGAUUGGAGUUGAGGCAGGUGGCAUUGGCGAAGAAGAUGGAGAGCAUUCUGCGAGUUUGACUCGAGGAUCUGUUGGCGUUCUACAUGGCGUGCGAAGCUAUGUGCUCCAGGAUGGGGAUGGUCAGAUUCAGAACACGCAGUCUAUCUCGGCGGGUUUGGCCUAUGCUGGGGUUGGUCCUGAAUUGUCGAGCUGGAAGGUUUCUGGUAGGGCCACCUUCAUCUCGGUGACUGAUGAGGAGGCUUUGGCAGCUUUCAAAUUGCUGAGUCGGCUGGAGGGCAUAAUACCGGCACUUGAGAGUUCUCAUGCUGUUGCCGGGGCUCUGAAAGUUGCCCAGGAAGUUGGGGUUGGCGGAGAUGUGAUCAUUUGCCUGAGCGGAAGGGGAGAUAAGGAUAUUCAUAAGGUUGCCGAUAUGUUGCUCGAGGCGGACCUUGCGUUGUAG